This is a messenger RNA of Vespula vulgaris, 10784 nucleotides long. It is a transcript of the gene PlexA, whose product is annotated as plexin-A4. Gene Ontology annotation, cellular component: semaphorin receptor complex. The transcript is spliced from 12 exons. Lineage: Eukaryota; Metazoa; Arthropoda; Insecta; Hymenoptera; Vespidae. Gene Ontology annotation, molecular function: protein binding; semaphorin receptor activity. Gene Ontology annotation, biological process: positive regulation of axonogenesis; regulation of GTPase activity; semaphorin-plexin signaling pathway involved in axon guidance. The record is from RefSeq and is a predicted model, not a curated record. The coding region runs from base 1196 to 7021 and encodes 1941 amino acids.
AGCGAGCGAGAGCACCAAGGCAACGUGGUGUGCGCCGGAUAAGCACCGUCUAGUACCGCGCACGCCCGAUCGAACGUUCUCGUGCGACUUCGUGCCUAUUCGGUUUUGUUCGUAAUACGUCGACCUACCUCGGUUAAGUUCGAUCGUAUUCGUGCGCGCUCGCCAGUCGAACGAGCGGCUGCGACUCUGUACGGUGCCGUGAGUCACGGUCUGGGGUCAGUUCACCGUACGAUCGUUGCUCCGAAAGGGAGGACGCGCGCGCGUGUGUUACUGUGCGAUCACGUGAAAGAGAAGAACCGAGAGCUAUUUUCUUUCUCUUUUUUCUUCUUUCUUUCAGUGCAUCAUUUCUUUUUCUCUCUCGCAUUGUGCCGGUUAUUCGUACAACCUCGAAGUUGUUCUAUUUUAUCUACGCCUCGCUACUAAUUUCCUACUCCGUCCAUUGUUUUCUUUUUUUUUCUCAUUUUAUUUUUCUCGUUCUAUCACGUUUAUCCCAGAUUGUCGUCUCUUCCGAUCGUAGUCGUUAAUAAUUCGCGUCUAUCUUCGUAUACGUAAGAACGCGUUACUCGGUACGCGUCGUCGUCGUCGUCGUCGUCGUCGUCGUCGUCGUCGUCGUCGUGGUGUCGUCAUUUAUAUUUUUCUCGAAAGGAAUAUAACAGUGCGAAUUAAAAGAGAGCUCGCUUUUUUAUACAUUGCCCGUAAUACGGAAAAGAAAAGGGAAGCUUUUUUUACGAGUUUCGUCGCGUUGGAUGACCCAUGUGUUAUGAUAGAAGUGUUGAAAAGUGUUGAAGAAGAAAGGAAAGAUAGAAAGGAGGAAAAACGUGAAUAAUUACGUCGAAUAAGUAGGAUAAGAUUUUCUACGUGUUUCCUCGAGGGAUAAUGUUCAACCUUUUCGACCGGAGGGACGUUGGGCUACCAAGGAGUGAGACGAGAAUUAGCGAGGAGCGUAGGAACGCGUGACAGGGCUGGGCGAGGUUCGAGGAGGCCGCCUCCUCGCCAGAAUCCCCGGGUAUAGCGGAGGAGGAGGAAGAGGAGGAGGAGGAGGAGGAGGAGGAGGAGGAGGAGGUGGCGGUGGUAGUGGUGGCGGUGGUGGUGUUGGUGGUGGUAGUGGUGGUGGCGAUCGUGGUGGAGAAGGAGGAGAAGAAAUAAGGCUCGCGAAGGAUCGCGGUAGCCAGGAUAUAAUAGAUAGUAGAAUAGAAUGCUAGUCUUCCCGGGCGGCGGUGUCGAUGUCGGCGUCGUCGUCGCCGUCGCGACGGCGGCUUCAUCGAGGACGAUGGAAUCGUUGGUAUCAGUGUCGGGUAAACAGAUACGUUUGUUUUUGACGAUUUUGAUGAUCUUGGUACCGCGAUUGCCGUCCGCGGGUUCAACGCCGGCCGAUAUAGUGCAGAGGUUUCAUGACAGCGAAGUCGAGCGUAUGAAUCAUUUAGUGGUUGACAAAAACACCGGUAGGGUUUACGUUGGUGCAGUUAAUCGUUUGUAUCAACUAUCGCCGGACUUAAAUCCGGUUGUUAAGGUUGUGACAGGACCGCAAGGUGACUCGACGGUCUGCUCGAUGAUCGACUGUCCCCGAGAGACUCAAAAGAAACCGGUGGACAACGUGAACAAGGCACUGGUGAUAGAUUAUACGACGACGCGUUUAAUAUCAUGCGGGAUAUUGUUUCAAGGAAUGUGUACCGUACGUAAUCUUCACAAUAUUUCCGACGUUGUACAGGAGGUACGCGAGGCAGUAGUCGCGAACAAUCCAACGGCCUCUACGGUUGCUUUCAUAGCCCCUGGACCGCCAAAUCCACCGGUAUCGCAGGUCAUGUACGUCGGGGUUACUUUCACCGGUAAUUCACCUUAUAGAUCGGAAGUACCUGCCGUUAGUUCGAGGUCAUUGGACAAGGACAAGAUGUUGAACAUAGCCGAAGCUGCGGUCACGACCGGCACAAGGAUGUACGUUAAUUCGCUCUCGCGCGAACGUUAUCCGAUAAAUUACAUCUACGGGUUCAGCAGUGGCGGCUUCAGUUAUUUUCUGACUACCCAAAUGAAGAACACCGAUACCGCGAUCUACAUAUCGAAGCUCGUUCGCGUUUGCCACGACGACGAGCAUUAUUAUUCUUAUUCGGAGAUACCGAUCAACUGUACCAGCGACGUUAAGAUCUAUAAUCUGGUACAGGCCGCUUACGUCGGUAAAGCUGGUUCCGUUUUGGCCGGCGAUCUCGGUAUAACAGCGCAGGACGAUGUCCUAUUCGCCGUUUUCGCUGAGGGCAACGUAACGAGCAGCGACGUACCUAAACCCGUCUCGGCUCUCUGCGUUUAUUCCCUCAAAGCCAUAAGGAGGAAGUUCAUGACCAAUAUACAGAAGUGUUUCACCGGCGAGGGACAACGCGGCUUGGAGUUUAUCUCGCCGAGUCACAAGUGCAUAUCAACGAAAUUACAAACUAUCGGCGAGGAUUUUUGCGGUUUGGACGUGAACACUCCUCUCGGUGGCGAAGAUCCAAUCGCUGCAUUUCCUGUUUUAACUUUCGACACUCUCCUCACGGCAGUAGCUGCUACGUCCACUGGUGAUUACACCGUCGUCUUCCUUGGAACUAACAAGGGCCAUCUUAAAAAGGUGGUGGUGGAAAGUUCGAGUUUAGCCCUUGAGUAUGGCGACCUGGCGAUCGACCCUGAUUCACCCGUGAACCCGGACUUGCUCUUCGACUCGCAACUGAUGCACCUGUACGUACUCACGAGGCAGACAGUCUCGAAGGUCAAAGUGCAAGAGUGUUCGGUUUACAAGACUUGCUGGGAUUGCUUGGGUGCUAAGGAUCCUUACUGCGGUUGGUGUUCCUUGGAAAAUAAGUGCAAUUUACGAAGCGACUGUCAAGACGCCGCUAAGGAUCCACUUUAUUGGAUACCUUACAAAAGUGGUAGAUGUACUACAAUAACAUCGGUAACACCGGAUCAACUUCAACGUACUACAGCAAGAACUUUGGAAUUGGUUAUCGAUAAUCUUCCAACAUUGUCGGGACAAUUUCUUUGUGCAUUCUCAGCAUUGGAUAAGACACUGAUAACUAAUGCAUCGAGAAAACCCUAUGGAGUUAAUUGCACAACACCAAGAACCGAUCUUUUACCAUCCAUACCACCUGGCAAACAUCAUUUUACCGCAAAACUCUCAGUCCGUAUGACCAACGGGCCAGAUCUCGUUGCAACCGAUUUCACCUUUUUCGAUUGCAACACGUACAGCUCUUGCACCCAAUGCGUAUCCUCGGAUUUCCCUUGCGACUGGUGCGUGGACGGACACAGAUGUACACACGAUACGGCUGAAAAUUGUCGUAACGAUAUACUCGUCACUGGUGUCAACCGAAUGGGACCGAGUUAUAGAAGUGGACCAGGCUUUUGUCCGACUAUCAAUUCUACGGAUUCGCAAGAGAUCCUUGUGUCUUCUGGUAUUAAGAAAGCAAUACGAGUGAAAGUGCAUAUCAUAGGGCAAUUCAUCAUACAAACACGAUUCGUCUGUCAGUUCAAUAUCGAGGGUCGUGUGACCAGUGUAAACGCGAGACUUUUGGCUGACACAAUCUACUGCGAUGAGACAGAAUUUUCUUACACGUCUCGUGCACCGAAUAUCACUGUACCAUUCGCAGUAAUCUGGGGUGGCUCGAAACCUUUGGAUAAUCCGGACAAUAUCCACUUGGUGAUAUACAGAUGUCGUGAUAUGGCGGACAACUGUGGUAUGUGUUUAGCUCUGGCACAGAAAUAUGGCUGCGGAUGGUGUCAGAGUUCGGAUAAAUGCGAGGUCAAGGAUCAGUGCGAUCGUGGUUCAGGUCCGUGGCUGGAUAGAAAUCAAACUUGUCCAAAUCCAGAGAUACAUAAGUUCGAACCACAAAUGGGACCAUGGGAGGGUAACACCAAUAUCACGAUAAGUGGUAUAAAUCUUGGCAAAACGUUCAAGGACAUCUACGGUGGAGUGACGGUAGCAGGAAUAGUAUGUCAACCGUAUUUCGAACUAUACAUUCGUACGAAACAGAUAGUUUGUCGCGUCGAUGGUCCGGGUGACUUAAAAGAUAGACGUGGUCCUGUGAUCGUCAAGAUCGAAAAUUUCCAUGGUCAAUCGGAGACCGACUACGAGUUCGUAGAUCCAAAAAUAAUUUCUAUAUCACCUAAAUAUGGGCCAUUGAGCGGUGGAACGGUAAUCAAAAUAACUGGACAAUAUAUGAACGCUGGUAGCAAGAUUCGUGCUUACAUCGACAAGCUUCCUUGUUCGAUAAUAAGCGCGGAACCUAACGAAGCCCUUUGCGUGACCAGUGCCAGCGACAGGAAGAGAAGCGGCACGUUGAACAUGACCUUUGACGGUGGUCAUCGUCUUUACGAUGGUUUCUUCGAGUACGUAGAUGAUCCAACGAUCAAAAGCGUGGAGAGCGGUGUGGCAAGUCAGGUAAAGAUACCCAAGGGUAUACCAGCCGGUGGUAUAAAGAUCUCGGUAACUGGAAAAAAUCUGGGGUACAUUCAGAGCCCGCAAAUGUACGUCUAUUACGACGAGAAGAUGUUCGUGUCGGAAUGCAAGGUGAUCAGUCAAGAAAGUAUGAUAUGCAAGUCACCUACGAUCGAAGUCCCUGAAAACGUGAUGCUCGAUGCUGAGAAACCUCACCCGUUGGAAUACGGUUUUCGAAUGGAUAACGUAACCGGCGUACAGAAUCUCACACUGCACGGUUUCAAUGCAUUCCUACUCUAUCCAAAUCCGAUUUACGAUGUCUUCGAUGAGGAGGUGAAGUACUACAAGAGUGAUUACCUGACGAUCAACGGUCAACAUCUGGAUCGAGCUUGUCAAGAGUCCGACGUGGUCGUACAAAUUGGUAAUGCCUUCUGCAACGUAACCUCCUUGUCAAGGCAACAAUUGACCUGUCGGCCACCAUUGACCCAACCACCGGCACUAGAUUCCGAAGGACUUCCUAACAAGCAAGAAUUGCCAGAGGUGAUAGUGAUCGUAGGCGGUACGCUUCGUUAUACAAUUGGAAAGCUCAGUUACGCUUUACCAGCUGGCUUGAAUGGUCCGUUAUCGAAGCCAGCGCUUAUCGGUGUAAUAGCCGCUAUUGUUAUAUUAGUAUUCGUCUUCAUCGCAUUCCUUAUAGCUUAUAGACGAAAAUCAACGGAAAGUAACAGAGUAUUGAAGAACAUGCAAGAACAAAUGGACAUCUUAGAGUUACGCGUAGCUGCCGAAUGCAAAGAGGCUUUCGCCGAAUUACAAACGGAGAUGACCGAUCUUACCGGUGAUUUAACGAGCGGUGGUAUACCGUUCCUCGAUUAUCGCACUUAUGCGAUGAUGAUACUCUUCCCAAGUGACGACAAUAGUCCGGUACUUCAAUGGGACAGACCUGAGUUGGCACGCAAAGAGAAAGGUUUGCGUUUGUUUGGUCAAUUGAUCAUGAACAAAACCUUUCUCUUACUUUUCGUUAGAACAUUGGAAAGUAAUCGUUACUUCUCGAUGAGGGACCGAGUCAACGUGGCCAGUCUCAUCAUGGUUACUCUUCAAAGCAAAAUGGAAUAUUGCACGGAUAUUCUAAAAACACUUUUAGCCGAUCUAAUCGAGAAGUGUACGGAAGGAAAGAGUCAUCCGAAAUUGUUUUUGAGAAGAACGGAAAGCGUCGCAGAGAAAAUGUUGUCAGCUUGGUUCACCUUCCUACUCUACAAAUUUAUGCGCGAAUGUGCUGGCGAGCCAUUGUACGUACUCUUCAGAGCAGUAAAACAGCAGGUCGACAAAGGUCCGGUUGAUGCGAUCACGUCCGAGGCACGUUACUCCUUGUCCGAAGAGAAAUUGAUCAGACAGUCUAUCGACUUUAAACCGAUGACCGUUUACGUCUCCAUAUCGCAACAAACUGCUUACGUCGGUGGAAUCGAUCCAAAUACGGAGAACGUACCUGUUAAGGUUCUCGACUGCGACACGAUAUCUCAAGUUAAGGAGAAGGCAUUGGAUACCAUUUACAGAGCUACGCCUUACAGCCAAAGACCCAGGAAGGAUGAUUUAGAUCUUGAAUGGCGAACCGGAGCAUCUGGUAGAUUGAUCCUUUAUGACGAGGACACAACAACAAAGACGGAAGGAGAAUGGAAAAAACGAAAUACUUUGAAUCAUUACAGGGUACCGGACUCAGCCUCGCUAAAUUUAGUAUCUAAGCAAUCCUCCAUCUACAAUCUAUCGAUCUUAUCUGAAAAAACGGACAAAUCUCACAAAUACGAAACAUUGAAUCUGAGUAAAUUCAGUUCGGCCAGUCCGCCAUUGUCACGUGCGACAUCGCCAUUGAAUCAAAAUCACGACGGUGGUAUGAAAUGUUGGCAUCUUGUUAAACAUCACGAUACUGAUGCUAGGAAAGAGGGUGAUCGUGGUAACAAAAUGGUCUCUGAAAUCUAUCUAACGAGGUUACUCGCUACCAAGGGUACACUUCAAAAAUUCGUCGACGAUUUAUUCGAGACAAUAUUUAGCACUGCCCAUCGAGGUUCGGCGCUUCCUCUUGCUAUUAAAUAUAUGUUCGACUUUAUGGACGACCAAGCGCUACAACAUGGCAUAUCCGACCCCGAAGUGGUCCAUACAUGGAAAAGUAAUUCGUUGCCCCUAAGGUUUUGGGUUAAUCUUAUUAAAAAUCCAAAUUUCAUCUUCGACAUACACAAGUCGAAUAUCGUCGACUCGUGUCUAUCCGUCGUGGCACAGACGUUCAUGGAUAGUUGUUCCACGUCGGAUCAUAGAUUAGGUAAGGACUCACCGAGUUCGAAGUUGCUUUAUGCGAAAGACAUUCCAGUGUACAAAGAAUGGGUAGAACGUUACUACUCGGAUAUCAAAGUCAUGCCAGCCAUAUCCGAUCAAGACAUGAACGCUAUGCUUGCCGAAGAAUCGAGGUUACAUACAACGGAAUUCAACACGAAUUGUGCCCUAUACGAACUUUACACAUACGCGGGUAAAUACAACGAACAGCUGAUAGUUACUUUGGAGGAGGACGAGUUUUCGCAGAAGCAAAGAUUAGCGUACAAACUCGAGCAGGUCCAUAACAUAAUGGCGGCGGACAACCCCUGAUGUACCAUGAACUCGAUGAAGCAUACGUCGAAGCCCGCUCGUCAGGAGUUACCUUGCUGAACGCGCACGAAAUGAUUAGCCGAGUGUUUCUCCUAACAUAGAGAACAAGAAAGAAAUAAAGGAAGAAAGGAAGAAAAGAAGAAAAGAAGUAGAGAAAAAACGAAAGAGAAAUAAAAUAAAGAAGAAGAGGAAGAAAAGGUGGACGAGGGUGGUGUAGGGGUGGAAGAAAAAAAAAUAGAAUUUAUCGAUAAGGAUCGAAAGAAGAACUGGCCUACAGUAACGCGAGAUCGAUCGAUCGAUCGAUCGUCCCUCGAAUUUUCUUCGUGCGAACGGCCAUUAUUAAGCUUUUGCGGAAGAAAACGAUACGGGUUUUUACGAUCGACAGAAAAAAAAUCGCGAACUAUACGAACGCUUAAGUUCGAGAAACUUUCAAAUGCAACUGCCACGGCAACAACAACAACAACAACAACAAAUAAUAAUAAUAAUAAUAAUAAUAUUAAUAAUAAUAUUAAUAAUAAUAAUAAUAAUAAAUAAUAAUAAUAAUAAUAAUAAUAAUAAUAAUAAUAAUAAUAAUAAUAAUAUUAAUAAUAUUAAUAAUAUUAAAAUAAUAAAAAAGGGACAGAUAGAGAUAGAGAGAGAAAGAGAGGGAGAGAGAGAAAAGUGAUGUUCUACGAUAAGAUAAUUAAAAAAAAAAUAUCUUCUGCAAGAAAGAAGAUGAUAAAAAUAACGAUGACGAUAAUGAAGAAGAAGAAGAAGAAGAAGAAGAAGAAGAAGAUAAAAGUAAAAAAACAAGAAUGAAAAGAAAAGAAAAUGGUCGCCAAUCGAAUGAUGUGCGCGUGUGUGCGACGAUUGAUCGACGUAUGCCUUCGCGUUGCUAACUGUACAUAUAAAACGAAAAAUAAAAUAACCAAAAUUACGAUUAAUCGUUUAUAUAUAAAUAUAUAUAUAUAUAUACACAUAUACAUACAUAUAUAUAUAUUUAUUUAUUUAUAUAUACAUAUAUAUGUAUGUAUGUAUACAUAUAUAUAUAUAUAUUAUAUAUUAUAUAUAGUAAUCGUAAAUCGAUGUGCGCGUUUCUCGCAUCUUUAAAGCGGCGACCGAGAUGCGAUGUGUUGUGUUGACGAAAAAAAAAAAAUUUUCGAAAGAAGAAGAUGAAGAAGGAGAAGAAGAGGAGGAGAAGGAGAAGGAGGAGGAGGAGGAGAAGGAGGAGGAAGAGGAGAAGGGGAAGAAAAAAUCUUUAAUGAAAAAAGAAGAAGAAGAAGAAGAAGAAACGUGUUCUUCUUUUACGAUCACUCAUUGGUCCCCAAUAGUGGCGUGGACCAUCGAUUAGGAUUUUAAACGAACGUAAAAUAAAUAAAUAAAUAAAUGAAUGAAUAAAUAAAUAAUUAAAUAAAUAAAUAAAAUAAAAUAAAAUAAAUAAAUAAAUAAAUAAAUAGACAGUUUAGCGAUUAAGCGUGCGAACGAAUCCGCCGAUCGAUUCGAUCGAUUAACUAUAUUUGUAAAUGUGUUUAAAAACCGCGCGCGCCCGUCGACCAAUCAAUUCCGUUCGAUAAUCGGAAUUGGUCGAUGAUUUUUAAACGAAAGAAGAAAGAAACAUUUCCAUCCACCGCUAUAAACAAACAAAAAAAAAAAGAAAAGAAAAGAAAAGAAAAGAAAAAAGGGUUGAGAAGAUGAAAAAAAAAGGCAACAAAGCUAGCUGAAAAAUGAUAAUUACUUCAUUUUUUCUUUUUCUUUUUUUUUCUGCGUUCGCCAAUUCUUUUCUUUUUUAUUUCCACAUUUUUUUGUUCUUCCUUAUUCUUCUUUCCAAUUUUUUUCUUUUUCAUUGUAAAUUAUCGUAAAUAACGAAGCGAUACGAAUUUUAAGGUCUAGUACGAUAAUAAUAUUAAUUAAUUUCAUUCAUUAAUUCAUUCAUUAACUAUUAAUGGUAUAUAUAUAAAAAUAUACAUAUGGAAGUAAACAAGAAGGAGAAAAAAAAUGAAGAAGAAGAGGAAGAAGGUGGUGAAGAAGAAGUAGAAGGAGAAGAAUUGAAAAGAGGAAAAAAAAAGGAAGGGAAGAAAAGAAACAAACAAAUAAACAAACAAACAAACAAACAAACAAAACAAAACAAAAUAAAACAAAACAAAAACUGACGAUUAAUUAAUCGAUAUGGGUAUAUAAUAUAUAUAUAUAUAUACAUUGGAUGGUAUGUCGUAUGUAUAUGUGUACAUAUAUACACUUUGUACUGGCGCGAGCGUGCGUGUACGUAUACGCAGUAUCCGUGAGAGAGAAAGAGAGAGCGAGAGCGAAAAAAAGAGAGAGAGAGAGAGAGAGAGAUGAGGGAGAAAAACGUGCGUACGUGUCGUUUGCAUAUGAUAAUUCUUCUUAUAUCGAACCAAACAAAAACAAAAACAAAGUAAAAUACAAAUCAAGAAAAAAGAAAGAAAAACAUGCCAUACUUCGCGUACGCACGUGUCGCGUAUUAUUUAUACUCACAUGCAUUCGAUAAUGAGAGUGAAUGUGACACACAGAGAGAGAGAGAGAGAGAGAGAGAAAGAGAAAGAGAGAGGUAGAAUAAGAGAGAGAGAGAGAGAGAGAUAAAAAGAAAAAUCAAGAAAAAACGAGAAGCAGAAUGCACUGGUUUGCGUAGAAUGAAAAACAGACGGAAAAAAGAUAAAGAGAAAAAUAAAAAAAUAAAAGGAGAUGAGAUAUGUCGUCCGCUAAUUAACGGAAAGAUGGACUGUGUAUUAGUUAGUAAGUAUUAAUCUAAUGGAAUAUGGCCGUGCGCGAGGCCAGCUCGAUGUGACGGUUGUGUUGAGUGUGCGUGCUUCCCCUCCCUUCCUAACCCCUCUAUCACCCCCACCAGCCUUAUAGCAUCUCUCCCUUCCUUUGUCACCAAGUUCAUCGUUCCAUUUUCUCAUUAAUCGUUCGUUCGUUCCCUUCUCCGCAUCGUUGUACUCCUUACCCCUAUUUUAUCAAUGCAUUGUACAACGCAUCUAUACUUACAUGGACAAAUAUGUAACUACGUAAGUACAUACAUACGUAAAGAGUCAAAAAAGUAUCUUAUUUCCAAAUCAAUCAAUCAACUAUACAUUCCCUCUCACCUUCCUUUAAAUUUUAAACAAUAUCAUUGAUAUCAUUCGAGAGAUAAAGAAAUAAAAGAUACACACAUAUUUACUUUUCUCUUCGCUCUAUUUCUUCAUCUCGAGUAUCUUGUCAAUAUCUCUCGUUUCUUAUCUCUCUCUCUCUCUCUCUCUCUCUCUCUCUCUCUCUCGCAUUCUCUCUCUCUCUCUCUCUCUCUCUCUCUCUCUCUUUCUCUCUUUCUCUCUCAUAAAUCGCUCAUACAUAUAUGUUUCCUCGCCGUUAAGAAAAGCGUCAACGUUUUCUCUCUUUCAUCUCCCACUCCAUUUUGGAUCGCGUCGUGCUACUUAGCACACCUCUACCCCUUCCCCUCCCCCUUAAAUCCAUAUCCAUCCAUUAAUCCAUCCAACCAUCCAUUCAUCCAAAUCUUUAUUCCCCUUUAUAUUCUACCCAAAUCAACACCAACAGCCUUCCUCUGUUCCUACCCUCGUCUAUUAUUCCUACUCCCCACUCCCACCCCCUUGUAAUGCUUCAACGCCUCCGUCGUCAUGUUGUUGUCACUCUUAAUUAUUGUAAUAUAUAAUGAAUAACGAUCACUGUUGAGUAUUGUCUGAUUGUAAUACAUUGAUAUUGAAUUGAUAUGAAUUGAUAAUCAUUAAUUAAAAAAAAAGAAAAAAAAAAAAGCGUAAUAUUAAACUCUGUGGAU